AUGUGGGCCGUGAUCCGUCUGGUCCGGCAGGACUUUGCCCUCUCCCGCGUCGAGAAAGAGAUCCGAGAGAAGAUUCGCGACACGAUCAAGAAUCCCCCUCCUCUUCCCCCUCUCUCUCCUGCGCCUGAGGCGACGGCUCCCCCUGCCGAUCCUGCCCUGCAGACGGAGACCCUGCAGAAGCCUUCCUCAGGACCCCCCUCUUCUGGUCCCACUGCCGCCCACCCCAAGCCGCCCGCUGGUUCUAAACGUUCCACCGGCCCUUCGCGCAAGAGAAGAACCCGCGCUAAGAAUAAGAAAUUAGCUCCUACAGACCCCGUGGACGCUCCUAUCCGCACGCCCUUACCCGGGCGAUCCAUGUUGGCGACCGCCUCCGAGGCCGAGACACCUAGUAAACCACCGAAACAGCCUUCUCCGCGCAACUGGCGCGACGAGCUCAUCCCCGCGACCAAACAAACCCUGCAGCCCGUCUCGCAGAUACCAGAUCUGAACGAGCCCUACUGGCAAUUUCACUUUAUCGAACUCUGUCUUCGGCAGGUUGAAACACUACUUGUCUAA
Molecule: messenger RNA, 555 nt
Organism: Aspergillus terreus NIH2624
Lineage: Eukaryota; Fungi; Ascomycota; Eurotiomycetes; Eurotiales; Aspergillaceae
Exons: 2
Coding region: 1-555 (184 amino acids)
Source: RefSeq, a predicted model, not a curated record